Messenger RNA from Megalopta genalis, 1190 nucleotides. RefSeq lists its product as uncharacterized. NCBI's taxonomy places the organism in Eukaryota, Metazoa, Arthropoda, Insecta, Hymenoptera, Halictidae. The record is from RefSeq and is a predicted model, not a curated record.
CUCCGCAACCACUUUGUGCCCGUGACACGCGGUCCAAGGAUAGAAAAAAGCCGGAAGCCGGAGGCCGCGAACCCGAGAAAAUCCGAGUCAAGGGUGGAGAACAAGGAAGUCCAAAGCCUGUGCGUUCGCGUGGUGACAGUGUGUCUCAGAGCUCGAAUCGUCGUUCAAGAAUCAUCCGACGACCAUGAGGAUACCCGCGUCCGCCUUGCUGGCCCUCGGCCUGGCCCUCUGCGCGACCUGUGAACCGAUCCAGAAGAAAGAGGACACCGACAGUGCCUUCAACUGCGUGUUCGAGGACAACACCGUCGACUGUCUGAGGACCAGGCUGGCCAGGGAUCUCGAUCGGACCGAGAUCGAGAUGACCGGCAAGCUGAGCGAGCCGCCGCUCAGCGCGGUCAUGGAGCAGACCGGCAAUUUCGUCGCCGAGGUCGCCGACAGCAUUCAAAAUCCGGAGGAAGAGGAGCCCGAGGUCCAAGCCGGCGAGCAAGUGGAGGGUCGCAAGAAGAAGUUCGGCAAGAAGAAGCAGAGACAGCUGCAGAAGCUGCUGGCCUUGGCGAUGGUGCUGAAAGCGAAGCUGAGCUUGAUAUUCCAGAUAAUCGGCACCCAUUUCCAAUGGAAGGCGGUCCUCUUCUCGUUCCUCACCCUCGUCAUCAACUUGGUCAAGUUCUGGAUGGACUUGAAGAACAAGCAGCCGCCUAAAGUGAUCUAUUACGAGCACGCGCAACACCAGCACCACUACGAGCACGACGACCACGAUCACGGCUACUGGGGAAGAUCCUCGAACGAUUCUCCUCAGGAUCUCGCUUACUCUGCCCACGUUCCCCAAAAAACUAAUUAACGUUGUCCCCCUCCGACCGUCGCGACAGCAACGUCGGAAAGAGAAGCGGUCGAACGGCUUCUCUUGCUCAGGUUUUUAGUUAAUUGCUGAACGCGUCGCCGUCGACGCAGCUAUUUCCAGCGAACUAUUUAUUUGUUAUUUUAUUUUAUGUCGCCCUCGCGGUACGCGCCGCGCCGACCCGUUCUCGCGUACCAAAGUUCACUUUGCGUACCUGUCGUUACACCGUGCAUCCACCCACGCUGCAGUCCUGCCAAAACUUAUUUAUUUAUUUGUUUCUUGUUUUGUUGUAAUUUAAUCGUUAACUUAUUCACCUGUAAGGAACGUACAAGCAAUAAAUUAUUUUGAUAAUAAA